UCCUUCAUGGUGUCGCUGAUCACUCCUCAUACUAACCCUUCCGCUGAGCAUCGAGGCUCCACCACCAGACCACGCAGGGAUAUGGACACUUUCACAUUCCUCCUUCUGUGUGGGCAUCUUUCCAGAAAACAGUCCCUUCUGCACCACACCCGAGAAUGUGGAGCUCAGAUGUAGAAAGGAUGCUGAAGAUCAGGUGAGAAGUGUUUGCUUUAUUUGAGCCUAAAGUCUCUGUUAUGGUCUUGACAACAUGGUUCUUAUUUUGGUGGUGCUGUGGACAUUAUGGACUUCUCAUGAGCACUGUUCCACAUUCACACCGAUGCCCUAUUUAAAUAAUUAUCUGCUUGGUUCCCCAUUUCCUGUCAUUGUUUGCUGUGUGGACUGUUGUUGAUUAGUUUGGACCUACAGCCGUAGCUGGAGAAUGAACUGAGGCAUGUUUGCCCUUUAAUGCGCACACAUCAUGUUUUAUGCAUGUUCCUUCCUUCAGCGCUAGUUUGAGCAGCUUGUGUGCCAGAAACACACAGUUCAUAUAAAACCAGCUCCAUCUAUCGAAUCCUGUGAUCUUGUCGGCUACUUGUCUAACCUUCAUAUAGGUGCUGAGCUGUUAAUGGCCCAGGGGGACUUUAAGGUGGUUUCAUAUUAUGCCACUAAUGACAGAAAGGAGACAAAUUCAAUUUAGUUUACGUUUGAAGGCACGUUACAGGCAGCACUUCCCAGAACACAGCAGCACAGCUGAGUAGGGUUCUCUAGAAUUCCCACAAACCCCAAACAGAACAGAACCAACGUCCAGCAGAACCAGCUCAAGGUGGCAGCUGGGUGGGGAGGUGGAGAAGGUUUGUGUCAAAACCUGCAGCCCUGUGUCACACUGAGGCCCGAGUCUCAGUCCACCUCACUCAUGUAACAUUCAGAAUGCAAGACUUAGUGAGACCACAGCCAAGCGAACUGAGCAAUCAAGAAACAGUAGUGUUGGGUUACAUGAUGAAAUACGGCAGCAGCCUCCAUUCAAUGUCUCCAGGUUGUGUCACGUUUUUCAUUUCUCACCAUCUGAGCCUUUAUUUAUCUGUUCUUGGUGCUGUAGAUCUACGGACACAAAGGAGUAAACUGCUAGUUUCCUCGGCCUGUCGACAGUGAAAACGUCUCAGUUAACUGUUAAGUUUUCAACUUUGAUCACCAAAAUCAAAUCAAGCCAUCCUUGGGUCCAAGUGGACAUUUUAAAUAUUUCAUGUUCUCAAAUACUCAAAAGUUCCUUCAGACCUUUUGCUGUGUCACUCGUCUCCUCCCCACCAGCUCUUCCUCCCCCUCCUCCAGCUCAGUGGCAGGUGAGGAGCAGCACAGCCCCAGCUCCUCCUCGGUGUCUCUGGACUCCAGUGUUUUCUUCAGGGAAACAGCGACGUCCUGCGUCAGUGAUCCACUGAGCCUCUUUGUCAUCAACGUUGGGGGAAGUCGGUACGUCCUGUCACAAGAGCUGCUGGCAUCCUACCCCGAGACCCGGCUGGGGAAGCUAGCCUUUUGUGGUCGUGACUCGGCCCUGGAGCUGUGUGACGAUGUCGACUUCAUGGAGAAUGAGUUCUUCUUUGACAGAAGCUCACAAACCUUCCAGUAUGUGAUGAACUAUUACCGGACUGGUCACCUGCAUGUCCGGGAGGAGCUGUGUGAGAUUUGCUUCCUGCAGGAGAUUGAGUAUUGGGGAAUCAAUGAGCUUCGCAUCAACCCUUGCUGCCGCGAGCGCUACUAUCACCACAAGGACCAGAAGGAGACAGUUGAUGUACAGAGUGAGAGAGAGUUUCAUGCUGACAAAGGUGAAGAGGACUUUGUGGGUGCCGCCUGCCCGUCCCUCCGCCAGCGCCUGUGGGACCUGCUGGAGAAGCCUGAUUCAUCACUGGCUGCCCGCACCUUUGGCUCGCUUUCAGUCUUCUUCGUGGUGGUGUCAGUAAUCAACAUGGUGCUCAUCUCCCUGUACCUGGGGGAGGACUUCGGUGGGGCAGCACCUCUGCUCUUGGAGACCCUCGAGUAUGUGUGUGUGGUGUGGUUUACAGGCGAACUGGCCCUGCGGUUUCUCUGUGUGAGGGAUAAGUGCCAGUUCAGCCGGAGCAUUCCCAAUGUCAUCGACCUGCUAGCUAUCCUGCCCUUCUACGUGACACUGCUGGUGGAGAGCCUCCAUGGCGGAAGUACCGAGCUGGAGAACAUGGGCCGAGUGGUGCAGGUUCUACGACUCCUCCGGUCCCUGCGGAUGUUGAAGCUGGGCCGACACUCCACAGGCCUGAAGUCUCUGGGUCUGACCAUCGCUCAGUGCUAUGAGGAAGUCGGUCUCCUGCUCCUUUUCCUCGGCGUCGGCAUCUCCAUUUUUGGAGCGCUGGUCUUUGCUCUGGAGCGCGACGUCCCCGCCACCACCUUCAGCAGUGUGCCGGCCGCCUGGUGGUGGGCCACCACCUCCAUGACCACCGUGGGCUACGGAGACAUCCGACCCGACACGGUCACUGGGAAGGUGCUGGCCUUCCUCUGCAUCCUGUCUGGGAUCCUGAUCCUGGCGCUCCCCAUCGCCAUCAUCAACGACCGCUUCUCAGCCUGCUACUUCACCCUGAAGAUGAAGGAGGCUGCCGUGCGGCACAGGGAGGUGCUGAAGAGGCUGGCCCGCAGCUCGGUGGGGGGAGCGGGGAAACUCGGGGCAGGCGUGAACCUGAGGGACGCCUAUGCCCGGAGCAUCCUGGAGAUGGUGAGGCUGCGGGGACGGGAGAGGGCGAGCACCCGGAGCAGCGGGGGGGAGGAGCUGUGGUGGUAGAACCUGAACAGGUGUCACUGAGGAGCCAGGACCUGGACCUGAUCAGGAAUUCUGGUGUUUGAAGACAUUUCGUUGACUGAAGUCUUUUAUUGUUUAGCACCCACUAGACAAUGUCUGUGUAUUACUUUCUUAUUUUGCUUUGAAACAAAUAAUUACAAUGAAUAUGUGAAUUAAAUUCCAUAAAAUCUUUUUCAAACACAAAUUGAUGCGAAGCAGUUUAACCUUAGAGUCAAUUGAAUAGCGGUUUAAGUUGCUGUUUGUAUUGAAAUUUUUCCAUGUUUGCUUUGAGAAAAAGUUGACGGUUGUAGUUUGGUCUGGUCGUCUGUGAUGAGCUUGAGCCUCCUCAUUUAACAAACAUGUGGGAUCUUCUGUCUGACAGAAGGUUCCAUGUGAGAAGGUUGAGAGAACAAAGAAAAGCCACCAGAACAGAACGCACAGAUCUGACCUUGACCUUGACUUCUGCUUGGGUGCUCAUCAUCAUUAGGGAGAUAUUUAGGUUUCCUGAAGGCAAACUGUUGUGGAGUCAUUACUUUAAUUUAUGGGUUCAGUCAGAAACCUCAAAUUAACCUCAAGCAGCUCUGAGUAUUUGGGUCUAAGAAGGAAAUGUGUGUGAGAGCUUUAAUGUGUCUGUUAGAACAGCAGCUUAGUCUGUAACAGCUGCAGCAGCAUAAGCAUCCGUUUCCUUUUUAAAUGAAUCAGAUGCAAAUGAGAUGUUCCAGUUUUCGUCUGGCCAGAGGAAGCUCAGUGAAUUCAGGUCAGUUAUGAGAGGCCUGGGAAUGAAAAGCAGCUCGGACAAACUCAGGCAGCCACACCACGAGGAGUAACCGAGCCCUGCAGCACAUGGACAAACACACCCUACUAAACACUGGCAUCAACUCCAUUUCCAGCAGCACCAGCUGACAGCCCUGGUGUCACCGUGGCAACCACACCCUGGAACAUGUCAGGGCUAUUUGCAGGAAGACACAUCACACUACGCGCGAACACACACAGGUGGAACGAGGAGCUCAUACCCAUGAAUCAAAGCAUUUUUAAGAGAAAUGUGAGAUUUUCAGAAGACGCGAGGUGAGGAGAGCAGCCAACACACGUGUAGAACAUCUGAACUUCUCUCCACAACCACUUCCUUUUACAGAGCUUCCCAGUAAAUUCCUCUGUCCUACUUUCCUUCAUCUCAGAGGAGAACAGCUUGUCAUGCCUCCAGUCUGCAAUGGUUCCCCAGGGAACCUACUGCUUUUGCUAAGUUAUAGUUUUACUUGUUUCUCUGUGUCUUUUUAUUUCACAGAUAAAAUGUUAUCGACCUAAAGUUGAAACACGCUGAAUCCUGGACUGACUCAGGUCUAAAGAGGCCAUGAUGCGGAUGCUUCCUCUGGGGUUCAUCCCUGCCCCCUGAGGAUGGGAAAGCUGUGAAGGGACACAAUCAUAGUUUAUUUUCUGUUCCAGGCCCAUUUAUUUCAUUAAAAUAGACCCAUAUUUAAAAUAAAUGAAUACUGAUUAGGAA
This is a messenger RNA of Betta splendens (Siamese fighting fish), 4271 nucleotides long. It is a transcript of the gene kcnv1, whose product is annotated as potassium voltage-gated channel modifier subfamily V member 1. Gene Ontology annotation, biological process: protein homooligomerization; potassium ion transmembrane transport. NCBI's taxonomy places the organism in Eukaryota, Metazoa, Chordata, Actinopteri, Anabantiformes, Osphronemidae. Gene Ontology annotation, cellular component: voltage-gated potassium channel complex; membrane. The record is from RefSeq and is a predicted model, not a curated record. Gene Ontology annotation, molecular function: protein binding; voltage-gated potassium channel activity. Bases 1220 to 2776 code for a protein of 518 amino acids. The transcript is spliced from 3 exons.